AUCAAUAUAAAAACCAAAAUAAAACGCGACAGGAAGGGGGACGAUGAAAUUUAAUUACUUAAUCUUCAUUGAUAUUUGCACGAUGAUCAUUUUGCCUCAAGAUGGUGAAGAACGUUGUUGAAAAUAAAAAGCUAUAGAUGAUUGGUAUAGUAAUAUAUUUCGAUAAUAUUACUUGAUUAUAUUUACUUGAAUAAAUCGAUUAUUCGAUAAUCGAAAUACAAUUGUGUCCGUUCCAAGCCAACUUUAUAUCAUUCGUUAUUUUUUAAAAGAUAAGUGAAAAAAUGUUUUAAGAUAUUUGGCGUGUAUUAUCGAGUAUAUAUAUAUAUAUUUUUUUUUCUUUUCGCAUAAAAUACACAAAAUUUGAAAUGUGAUGACGAUAUACAUACACACACGCUAUUAACAAGGAAAAUAAAUGCCCGGAGUUUGCGCACGUUGUCGUCGCGAAGUUUAUUUCGCGGAGGAAAGAUUGGCUCUCGGAAAAGUUUGGCAUACAUUCUGUUUCUCUUGCCUCAACUGUCGAAAAUUGUUGGACAGUUGUACAGUGUCGACGCAUCGUGGCGAAUUAUUUUGUCGAAAUUGUUACUCCCGACUUUUUCCGAGCAUUUUACGUUCCACGAAAGAGAAUAAUUCAUCCAAAGAUAUUAAAACGUUUCCCCGUUCAACUAUCCUGAACACGCCGAUCUCCGUCAAGGAUUCCACUUGUUGUCAUUGCUGUUGUUAUUGCGCCACUGAAGAUACUCCGAUCGGUGAAGUAUCGUCGAUAAACAGCAAAGAUUAUCAUUCGAAGAAACAUAGACUACGUGGAGGUGGAGAAGAAGAGGAAAAGUCGCAAUCUAGUACGGAAGGAAAUCAUAAAAAUCCAAUCAACGUGUCGCCAACACCACGUCCUUGCCCACGAUCAUCGACUCGUCGUGUGUCUUUCUGCGAAGAGAAAAACACUAUUGAUCAUUGUUGUGAUAUGCAGAAUGAUCAAAAAGUAUUCUUGGACGAUAGAAAUCUCGAUGAUUGUUCGAAGGCAGAUAUUCUAACUAUACGUUCCUCCGAGGAUCUAAGAAAAGCCGAUCAGGAUUUAAACGAUGAAGAUUUAAAUUAUUCCGAUAUCGUUGACACAACGCAAAUACCAUGUCAUGAUAUUGAUAAAGAUAACGAGAAUAUUAUCGACAAGGAUAUGCCAAAUUGUAUUCAUAGAAAUCUUCAAGAUAUUCAAGAUAAAAAUGACAACGACGACGAUCGUAUGAGAGGAGGUCACGGAGGAAGUAAUUGUCGUAAAUCAAGAAAAUCGGAAGGUUGUUGCGCUAAUAUAUCGAUUAGCGAGGGAUACGAAUGUUGUUCUUCCCAGAAUCCGAAUAACAGAGGUUGCUGUUGCCGUAAACGAUGUAUAGAAUUCGAAUCGUGUCCUCCUCCUAGGGAACACGAUCCUUGCGACGAUUAUAAAAAUGUACCUUGCAAGUACGUCAGCUGUUCUCCACCUUGUGCCGAUAAAAGAGGUUGUUGUCCUCCCGCGGGAUGUAGACCAGUUUGUAGGAAACCUAGGAGAAAUUGUUGUUCACCUUGUAAAGGAGAAUUGCCAGGUUGUGGUGGUGGGGGAUGUUGUGGUGGUGGUUGUCGAGGUGGAUGCGGUAAGCCUGGUCAAACUUGUGUCCCGGCUCGACAAUGUUUUGUUCCACCUUGUCGACUAUUACCUCCGUGCGUCGAAACACCCUGCGCAUCACCGCGACCUUCACCCUGUUGUCGACCACCUAGUCGAGGAAGAUGUUGUUGCACGGGAGGCGGUGGCUCGAGCUACUGCCGAUCAAGAAGUCCACCAUGCCGUACCGUUACCAAUGGGGAUUGUUGUUGCGACAAUGUUACAUGCUGCGAUAUCGACGGAAUUGAUUCAUGUUGCAAGGUCAAGUUACCUCCAGGAUGCGAAUGCCUAGGUGGUGGUCUGGACUGUCAACGUUGCGGACGAAAGGUGUACCAAGCUGAAAUGCAGAUCGCUUCCGGUGUGCCGUAUCAUAACAUUUGCUUCAGUUGCUUCUGCUGUCGUAAACCUCUCGAACCUUUGACGUAUCAAGAGAGUUGUGGGGAAAUUUAUUGUAAACAAUGCUACAUCAGAAAUUUCGGACCGCAAGGAUACGGUUACGGUAUGGGAGCUGGCGCGCUGCAGACCCCAAUGUGAAGCAAUAAUAUCGGAGAGGAUAUGCAAAAACACGAUGUUAUUCUACUUCGAUUUACAAAUAUCCACAAAUAUUUGUAUGGAUACUUCUAUUUAUUUUCGUAACGAACGUUGUGGCGGAUAUUGUUUUAUCGUAUCGUACGAUCAUUUUUUAAUCCAUCUUACAUGGAAGAGCGUACAACUUGUACAAUCUUGCUUUAUUGUACGAAGUAUUUCAUUUACAAAAUUAAAUAUUAUUUCUCAUAAUGGUUUAUU
This is a messenger RNA of Vespula pensylvanica (western yellowjacket), 2413 nucleotides long. RefSeq lists its product as uncharacterized. NCBI's taxonomy places the organism in Eukaryota, Metazoa, Arthropoda, Insecta, Hymenoptera, Vespidae. Gene Ontology annotation, molecular function: structural constituent of muscle; actinin binding. Gene Ontology annotation, cellular component: cytoplasm; nucleus; Z disc. Gene Ontology annotation, biological process: sarcomere organization; muscle tissue development. The transcript has 6 exons. The coding region runs from base 413 to 2161 and encodes 582 amino acids. The record is from RefSeq and is a predicted model, not a curated record.